AUGGCUUCAAUACCGACCCCUUCCUACUCCCCUCCGCCGAGCUACGAUUCAAUAUGCGGAAAUCAAUCCAUAACCGAGCCCACAUACGAGCAUGUACAUGAUCACGCACUGAGCGGCCCCUCUGAAACAGUUCGUCAGGCAUCCAGGACUUCAGAACUUUGGUCGUACACCAGCGAGGGUGUACACUUACAGCUUGGCCAUCCAUUCAACGAUACGGCAAGCGAUCUUGUCUCGACAAUUGACUUCGUACUGCCCGCUAUAAAUGGGAAAACUCCCAGUCCCCUCGUACGCCAGGAGCAUCUCAAAGGACAUCUAUCACUUCUGAGGGCAUUCAAUGCGCUCCGUGCGUCCAUCGAAGAAGGGUCUGUCGUAAAUAUUCCGGGCUUGGUGCUGGAGAUGAGGCCCGAUGCAUGGUGGGGUUGGUUUGUUAACUUGGCAGUUGAGCGGUUUGAGCGUUGGUGCCUAUCACUUGAGGAUAACGACGACGUGCUAGACAACCUUCCCCCGAUUGAUGUCGUCAUGGUCUGGCACACAUACUUGCUAAACCCAAAGUGA
Molecule: messenger RNA, 555 nt
Organism: Coniophora puteana RWD-64-598 SS2
Lineage: Eukaryota; Fungi; Basidiomycota; Agaricomycetes; Boletales; Coniophoraceae
Exons: 2
Coding region: 1-555 (184 amino acids)
Source: RefSeq, a predicted model, not a curated record